Ooceraea biroi (clonal raider ant) is the source of this 750-nucleotide messenger RNA. RefSeq lists its product as uncharacterized. Lineage: Eukaryota; Metazoa; Arthropoda; Insecta; Hymenoptera; Formicidae. The record is from RefSeq and is a predicted model, not a curated record.
AUGUUAUCCAAGUGGUUCUGUCUGAUUCUCUUGAUCCUGGUAAUUCAGGACGGCAAUGCGAGUACCGGUUAUAUCGAUGUGACCAAAUACGACAUGACGUACUACGAUCCGACCACGCGAUUGGGACUGAAGGGUAAACUGGAAAAUGUCGGUCGUGAUCCUUUAUCUGGAGUCGCGUUUCGUGGCAUAGCAUGCAAUUGCGAGGGUCCCACGUGCAGUUGUUGCGCAGGGGUCAACAUUACUACCUUCAAUUUCGAUCGUCGUGCUUGCACCAAUUUCACUUACUUCCCGGAGGAUUUCGCCGUUAACGUCACAUUUAUGGUGAACGAUAAAGUGCUUCUGAAGACGGGUCUUCUAUCUGCUAAGAAUCCGGAGCCGAUCUGCAUGCCUUUCUAUCUUCCGUUUAUAUCUUUCUGCAUGCGUUUCUUCGAUAUCUACACGUCUGGCAAAAAUCUACAUGCCUGCAUGGAUCUCGAGACGCGUGUGGUGAACUGGCCGAUCUUGGUCCUGCAUUUCGAUUGCGUGAAGAUCGGCGCGGAUGGAAUCUCUUGGAUGAAACCUGAAGAUUUCAAUAUCCUCCAUGCGGAAGUAGGCAAGCCGGAGAUUUGCGGACCGGAAGAGUACGAUCACGUGGACUUUGAGCCUGAUUCCACCGAAACUCCGAGCAAUCAGACUUCGACUUUAACGCCCGAGGAAGAGGAUCACAUCGGCCAAUUAAAGCUGUGAUAUUUGUGUAAUUGCGUAACAAUG